Molecule: messenger RNA, 1210 nt
Organism: Asparagus officinalis (garden asparagus)
Lineage: Eukaryota; Viridiplantae; Streptophyta; Magnoliopsida; Asparagales; Asparagaceae
Product: putative F-box protein At3g16210
Exons: 2
Molecular function (GO): protein binding
Source: RefSeq, a predicted model, not a curated record
UCCCUGGCGAGGUUCCGCUGCGUCUGCAAGCAAUGGCUUUCUUUAUCCUUCGACCCCUACUUUGUCGAGAAGCAUCAGCAGGCCAAUAUCAGGCUCCUGUUCUUCUCCCAAGUCUUCACCGCACCCAAGAUAAGGCUCUACGAACUCGGGGACUGCCCCAGAGUGGAGGACUGCUCUUUUGAUUUCAAACCCCAGUUCCGUAACGAUCACUCGACUUACAAACUGUCCAACUCCGUGGACGGGUUGGUCUGCGUCACCCAACUCCGUGACGGUCGGCACCUAUACUUGCUGAACCCCUUCUCGAAGGAGGUUGUCAGGCUUCCCCCACCACCGAGCGGCAGGAGGGGUAGAAAGAGCAAUAGGGUCGGAUUGGGGGUUGAUCCCACCACAGGAAUCUACAAGCUCGUCAGGCUAUUCCGUAAAGAAGACAGAUAUUGGGAUCCUUGGGGAUGCGAAGUUCUCUCGGUGGGACCUCACCAAGAAUGGCAGAACUUAGGAGACACUCCCUGUAUCCUCUCGUGGUUGGAUCAGGUUGCUGUGUUCGUCAAUGGAUUUCUCCACUGGUGGGCACCAGAACGUCAAGUCAUGGCAUUUGAUCUAACUACCCACAAGUUCCAGCUGAUUCCAACCCCUGAGCCCAUGAAGGGGCAUCAUCGUGUGUUUUUGGUGGAGUCCGGAGGAAACCUUUGCUUCGUGGAGUAUCCUUCUUGUCACCGUCGUUUCUCGACGAUAUGGAGGCUCGAAGACCGUGUCACACAUAACUGGACCAAACGACACAACAUUGAUCUGUCCAACUUAAGACCUGGAACCUUAUGUCGCUCCAUUAUCUGCAUCAGAGGUCAUGAGAUACUGCUUGAGAUAAAAGAUGACAAAAACCUGAUGAUUUACUCUUACAAUUUUUUUACCAAGACCCUUCAUAGACGAUGUAACCACGUCAAGCCCAGUGGCUUGGGUUUUAUCACGGAGAGCCUCGUGUCGCCAAGAAGUUUGAUCGGCAGCAUAUCCCACUAAGUUUAUACGUAUUAAGUUUAUAUGUAUGUAUGUACGUAUGUAUGUUUUGCGGUGCAUUUGCACCAGAGAUUUAUGGCCCUAAGGUGUUCAUUGUCAUUAGAAUUUGGGACAUGGUCUCUUUCAUAGGUGCACGACAGUUUAAUAGCGACUUUUGGUUUCGACUUGUAUUUGGAUAUUGACAUAGCGACUUUUGAUAUCU